CAAGGCGCACGCUGCGUGAACGCCAGUUUCGGAAUGGUUUCCGGAAGCAAUGACAGGAUUUUCGCUGGACUGAAGAUACUGAGCCCCGGGAGUGGGGGGCUGUGCACUUGACCUGGUCGCCCCCCACCGGACCCGGGUGUGACCCGGGUCCCGGUCCCGAUCUCGAGAAUCGUAGACAGGGCGUCCCGGCCGCCCGCAGGUCGGGAAGGACGAAGGCACUAGAAGAAGAGGGGUGUGGGCCAGAGGGGGCACUCAUUGCCAUGCCUGAGGCCCAACCUGAUUCUCCACCUGCCCCACCUAAACCUCCAGUGCUUGACCUCUUCAACUUGGUCCUGUUUUAUAAGAGACUUGUAGUCUACUUAGAGCCUCUCAAGGAUGCAUUUGAUGGGAUCCUCUACUUGCUCAGGUGGCAGACACCAGUGUGUUCUUUGCUGACCUGCCUGGGCCUCAAUUUCCUCUUCCUAACUCUGAAUGAGGGUGCCUGGUACUCCGUGGGUGCCCUGCUGAUCUCUGUGCCUGCCCUGCUGGGCUACCUGCAGGAAGUGUUCCGGACCCGGCUCUCGGAGACUGAGCUGAUUCGGAGGAAGUAUCAUAGUGUGAGACAGGAGGAUCUACAGAAGGUCCGGCUGUCCCGGCCCGAGGCUGUGGCAGAGGUGAAGACCUUCUUGAUCCAAUUGGAGAACUUCUUGAAUCGCCUGUGCAAUAGCUGUGAAGCUGUCUAUCGAGUGCUGUACUGGGAGAACCCAGUUGUGUCCUCACAAUUCUAUGGGCUUCUCUUGGGCUCCAUCUUUGUGCUGUACCUGCUACCCCUGUGCUGGAUCCUGGCCCUCCUCAAUAGUACCCUCUUUCUGGGAAACGUGGAGUUCUACCGAGUGGUGGCAGAAUGCCGGGCUACCCUGCAACAGCGAAUGAACCCUCAGCUUCCAGGGAACACUGAGGAUUGCUUGGAAUCAGACAGUGGGGGAAGAGGAGUGUUGCUGGACUGUAGUUCAACCCCUACUCCCACCGAAGACCUCACACCAGGCAGUGUGGAGGAGGCUGAGGAGGCUGAGCCAGAUGAAGAAUUUAAAGAUGCUAUUGAGGAGACCCACCUGGUGGUGCUGGAGGAUGAAGAGGGAUCUGCGUGCAGUGUGGAAGAUGAUCUGGCCCUACACGACAAUGGUUUUAUGAGCAAGAAUGAAGUGAUUCGCAGCAAGGUGUCUCGACUCACUGAGAAGCUCCGAAAACGAUAUCCUACCAACAAUUUUGGAAACUGUGCAAGCUGCUCAGCUACCUUCUCAGUGCUGAAGAAGAGGCGGAGCUGUAGUAACUGUGGAAAUAGCUUUUGUUCCCGGUGCUGCUCCUUCAAGGUCCUCAAGUCCUCCAUGGGAGCCACAGCCCCUGAAGCACAGAGAGAGACUGUAUUUGUGUGUGGCUCAUGUAACCAGAACUUGAGCAAAUGAGAAGAGAGAGACCUGGGGUAGUCCUUGUGGGCCCACCCUGUUCACCCUCCUCUCCUGUGCCUGCUCCAGAGGCUACCAGUUAGAUUCUUCCCAGAUCCCUCAUCCCAGUGUGUGGAGGUUGCUGGGCCAAGCUGGGUAUGAACAUUGUAUAGGUGCCUCCCCUUCCUCUCUCCACCCGAGAGAUACCUGCCCUGGGGUCUCUGAUGACCUUUCCAGCUUCUCUUUGUAUUCCCCUGGGUGAAUGGAAUGAUAGCUCUCCUUAAAAUCUUUGUGUAGGGUAACCCUUAGAUUACUAGAGGUGUCCGCUGGGAUAUAGCUGGGAUAGUGGAGUAUAGGGGAAACAGGAUCAAAUGGGGAAUUAAAGUGGGCAGCCUUCAUGAUGCUGGGAGCUAUGGAACAAACUAGAGCCCCAAAGCUAGAAGGGAACCUUCUUUGGAUGUUAUCCAGUAGGGACAAAAACACAUAAAUACUCGGCCCCAGGUGACCUUCCUGAGGAGCUUGGGUAGAGACGGUUUGGUGGUUGCUGUAGCCCCACUCUCCAUACCAUUUCAAUGCCCCUGCAAGGUGUCACCACAUGAGCUUUGGGGCUAUAAUUGUCAAAGGCCCAGAGUGAUGACUAUGGAAGACUAGAAGUCAGCCAGUUAUUCUGUAUGAACUGGCUAUAAAGGCACUGAUGAAGCCUUUAUCACUUAGCCUUCAUCCCACCCCAACCCAUUCUCAGUCAUUCCCUUUGAUUCGAAACGGUUAAAGGGAACUUCUGAAUCCCAUUCUGUUACUAUCUGAUUCUCAACUACGGAGAAGCAGCUUGGGAAACUGGCUACCUUCCUACCAUUCAUUUGUAUGCCUCCCUCUGCCAUGUGGUUGUUCCCCUCUACCUUUUAGUUGACCGAAUUUCUUCACUGAAUUGCCAAGGCUCCUCUACGAUAUCAUAUGGGCUCAGAAAUUCAAGGGGGAUAUUUCAAGAUAUUCCUUUGACCCUCUGUGGCCUGGGAGAUGUGAGAUCUCCCUGGCUAAUGCUCUAUUAAGGGAUUGUUUGAUGCUGACCACCCUCUUUUAUUCAUUUGAGGCAGAUACCUAGUCAUUUUUUAGGACCAAAUUGGCACUUCCAAGGCUUCGAGUCUGGCCAGGUUCUUUUUCUACACUGGCACUUCCCUCCCUAGUUUGGAAAUAUUUAUUUAUUUAUUAUAUGGUUCUUGGGAACAGGGGGUGUUGGGAAUAGAUUAGAGAAGAACCUGAGACUGCCCUUACCCCAAGAUUAUUUCUGGAACUAUGAGGUUCCUUCAGACAUAGGACUUAGAAGGUUGAGGUAUUUUAGGAACUCGAGCUUUUCCUGCCUCCUUCCUCUCAUUUUCAGUUGGAGGCUCCCCUAGGAUACCCAGGAGUCAACCCUAUCUUGGUGCCUCCCUUUUUACCACCUCUUCUAUUAUUUCCCCUUAUAAGUGAGAGCUUGAAUAUAUUGUGCUUUACAGUGGAGGGGAGUGCUCAAGAAAUCUCUGUGUAUAUGGAGACAACAAUAAAGUUACAUCAGGCCA
Messenger RNA from Monodelphis domestica (gray short-tailed opossum), 2974 nucleotides. It is a transcript of the gene ZFYVE27, whose product is annotated as zinc finger FYVE-type containing 27. Gene Ontology annotation, molecular function: metal ion binding. Gene Ontology annotation, biological process: positive regulation of axon extension; protein localization to plasma membrane; vesicle-mediated transport. NCBI's taxonomy places the organism in Eukaryota, Metazoa, Chordata, Mammalia, Didelphimorphia, Didelphidae. The record is from RefSeq and is a predicted model, not a curated record. Gene Ontology annotation, cellular component: growth cone membrane; endoplasmic reticulum tubular network.